Rattus rattus (black rat) is the source of this 2905-nucleotide messenger RNA. It is a transcript of the gene Sfrp4, whose product is annotated as secreted frizzled related protein 4. Gene Ontology annotation, molecular function: Wnt-protein binding. Gene Ontology annotation, cellular component: cytoplasm. The transcript is spliced from 6 exons. The record is from RefSeq and is a predicted model, not a curated record. The coding region runs from base 344 to 1255 and encodes 303 amino acids. Gene Ontology annotation, biological process: canonical Wnt signaling pathway; non-canonical Wnt signaling pathway. NCBI's taxonomy places the organism in Eukaryota, Metazoa, Chordata, Mammalia, Rodentia, Muridae.
GCCGGCUCUGCUUUCGCCUCUGCCAAGGCUGCUGAGCCCACGUCAGGGGACGCGUCUGGAUAAAUAGGGUCCCACAAUGGCCGUGGCCCGCUGCGCUCCGAGCUGCGGGGCCGGAGACUGGAGCUUCCUGCGCGGGUCUGUGCUCUGGAGGGUAAGUGCUGUCGCUGCCGUGUCCGGGCGCCCAGGGCUGAUCGACGGCCAGAACCCCAGAACUCCCGUUCAGUGCGGACUGGAGCUCCAGCAGAAACGCUCACUUCGCUGCCCCUAGGUAAAGACAUAAGGAGAUCAGAGGGGCUUGAAGGGAAGGUCCCCAGUGGGGACCGCAGCCCAGGAGGACAGUGCGAUGCUCCUCUCCAUCCUGGUGGCGUUAUGCCUGUGGCUGCGCCUGGCUCUGGGAGUGCGCGGAGCGCCCUGCGAGGCUGUGCGCAUCCCCAUGUGUAGGCACAUGCCCUGGAACAUCACCCGGAUGCCCAACCACCUGCACCACAGCACUCAGGAGAACGCCAUCCUGGCCAUCGAGCAGUACGAGGAGCUGGUAGACGUGAACUGUAGCUCUGUGCUGCGCUUCUUCCUCUGUGCCAUGUAUGCACCCAUCUGUACCCUGGAGUUCCUGCACGAUCCCAUCAAACCCUGCAAAUCUGUGUGCCAGCGCGCACGCGACGACUGCGAGCCCCUCAUGAAGAUGUAUAACCACAGCUGGCCAGAGAGCCUGGCUUGCGAUGAGCUGCCUGUCUAUGACCGUGGAGUGUGCAUCUCUCCCGAGGCGAUAGUCACUGACCUUCCGGAAGAUGUGAAGUGGAUAGACAUCACACCAGACAUGAUGGUUCAAGAAAGGUCCUUUGAUGCUGACUGUAAACACCUGAGCCCUGAUCGGUGCAAGUGCAAAAAGGUGAAGCCAACUUUGGCAACAUACCUGAGCAAAAACUACAGCUAUGUUAUUCAUGCCAAAAUAAAAGCGGUCCAGAGGAGUGGUUGCAAUGAGGUCACAACUGUGGUCGAUGUAAAAGAGAUCUUCAAGUCUUCAUCACCUAUCCCUCGAACGCAAGUCCCCCUCAUCACCAAUUCCUCCUGCCAGUGUCCACACAUCCUGCCCCAUCAAGAUGUCCUAAUCAUGUGUUAUGAGCGGCGUUCAAGGAUGAUGCUUCUUGAAAAUUGUUUAGUUGAGAAAUGGAGAGAUCAACUAAGCAGAAGGUCCACAGAUGUCCAUCAGGUGGCAGUAUGCACUGCUGUGGCCACAACAGAAGCUGCCCAGUAGGAAAUUUCACAAAAUAUUUGACCACAUGCUACCUCCAGGGCUCUGAAGUUUCCUGCCUGAAGUACAUGAGGAUCGCCUGCAACCUGGGACAGCAAAGACACAAAGAGCUCUGGGUUCCUGCACCUGGACUUUGCAUUGACUACCUACCCUGUUGCAGAUCUCUGUAAUGCAUGGUAUUGGUUGGAGGAUGAAAGGCCUUCUGCGGUUCACUUACCCAGUGAUGCCGAGACCCAUGGCUCCAGUGUUUGCUUGCUUGCUGGAGAGUCUCAGUAUGUACCUCAGGUUAGCCUCUUUGCAGCAGAGACUUUUUGUAUACUUUCUUUCUUCAAAACUAUGCAAUAUAUUACACAUUCCAUGUGUAUAUUAUUUUAUAUACUGGUUUAUUUAGAAAUGCUUUCUUCUAUCCCACUCAAUUGCUCUUAGCUCACCAUUCUCCUGUGCACCACAUCCACAUAUUCUUUAAGCAGGAAUCGCCAAACACAUGUUCACUUUUGUGAUCACAAUUUCUAAAAACUUACCAUCAAUCAAAGUGGCUAGUGGUGACCCUUAUUGGGUGUCCUUGAAAAGCACCUACAUUCAAUUGUCUCUUAUGCCCAUGCAAUCUAAGUUUUUUAAGAGGUUUUCCACAACCCUUGAAGACAUGAGUUGCUAACUUAAAUAAUGCACUUUAUAAUGGGAAAAGUUAUUCUGAAUGUAUGCCAUUUUUGCUAUUGAGUUCUUACAAAUGCAAAGAACUUCCCAUCUUCUAAUUGUGGGAACUGAGACCCCAAACUGACAAGAAAAUAGCCCAAGUAGCAGAAUUUUUGUUUGAAAGAUUUACUGUUUUAACUCACGUGGGGGCCAGAUAUGUCUUCACUCACAUGUCAACUUCUACCUGGGAGGAGAUGCAGUUGAGGGGCACUGUAUCUUGCCUCCCCUCGGACUCAACUUCCACAGUUGUGACUUCCUGUUUUUCUUAUUGUUAUUUCCUAUUGUCAUGUGCUUCCUCUUUAGUUACGUUUUUUUAACCCCAUGUGUACAGGAGUUUUGCCUGCAUGUAUAUCUAUGCGCCAAAAGCACGAACUGCCCUCAGAAGCCAGAAUCCCAUGGAACUAGAGCUACAGAUGAUUCUUAGCAACCGUGUGGGUGCUGAAAAUCAAACCCAGGUCCUCUGGAAGAGUGGCUGUGCUCUUGACCACUAAACUGUCUCUUCACCACAUGUCCAAUCCUUCUUGGUCACACUGGGGUCUAAACAAUUCUAAUUUUGCAGACUACACGACAUCUGACCACAGAAGAAUGUUCAAAUAGAAAUGAUGUUUACUUUCUCCAUCUGUUCAUAUUGUCAUGCUCCCUCUACAUUCUCUCCUUUUUCAUCCCCUUGGGAAGCAGAAGGCAGAGGGAGCCUCUGCCCUCCUAUCAAUGGUUGUGUUGGCUUUUGUUUGAAAGACAUGUUCAGUAUGUUCAGCCACUGAAAUGGGUUAUUUUACUUGGAAGAUCAACAUUUUCUACUUAAGCUGACUAGUUCAUAUGUAGAAGAAAAUGCAUUCCUAGCACAGCAAACCUAAAAUUGAAAAAAUUCAGUUUGGUGCUCAGUAUACCCUUCCCCUUAACACAUAUAAAAUAAGAUAUAAAAUAUUUGAGAUUAUUGUAUGUUUCACAAUACCACUAUUC